AAUUUUAUAGUUCGGUUCAACUCUGGUUAAAUUCGGUUUCGGCAGUUUUCGCGGUCUGUGUGCACCUUGCUAUCUUCUUUAAGCGCGCAAAGCUGAAGAGCUCUGAGAUAGAGCACUGGAAAAAUUAGGGUUUUGUUGAGCAACAAUCAAAUUACUUUCUUCACUUCUAGGCUUUUACUUUGCUAACCCGAUAGAUAUUUAAACAAUCUGACUGGCUGUUGUUUUUGGCCCACUGCCAGUAUCUAUGUUUUGGGAAUUUCACUGCUUCUUUAUUUGUAUUUUUUCUUUCACCUGCUGAGCAUCAUCAUCCUCUUCAUUAUCAUUCGUAAUUCUCUCUUGCCUGUCUCUUUUGCUAUUUUGACUUAAUCAUAUCCCGUAGUUGAUUAGCAUUCACAUUGCAACUCCUUGGAUCCGUAUCUUAUGGCAAAGAUUCUUUUGAGAUUCUUAAUCUGCAACUCCAUUUGGCCUCUCAUUUUGUUUCCACCUUUCCGUCCUUGUACUCUUCCUUUUGUGAAUGCUUCUGGCUUCUGUGCUUUCUUCACAGUUGCCUUGCAAGCUUGUGUUUUAGACAGAUACUAUGCCGAGAACAAGGGGGAGUGUUGAUGCUGCUCAUAAACAAGAUGAACCUGAAAAGCUAGUGGAAUCUGAUGAGGGGGUUGACCUUGAUGGGGACAAUGGACAAGAAGAGACAAUGGAGGAAGAGGUUGAAUAUGAAGAAGUAGAGGAAGAGGAGGAAGUGGAAGAGAUAGAAGAAGAAGAAGAAGAGGUAGAAGAGGAGGUUGAAGAAGAGGAAGAAAUUGAGGAGAGUGCUAAUGAAGCUGAUGCACAAAAAGGUUCUGACAGUGAAGAGAGGCAAGAUGAGGAAAGAAAACAUGCUGAGCUUCUUGCACUUCCUCCUCAUGGAUCAGAGGUGUACCUUGGUGGCAUUCCAAUUGAUGCUAGUGAACAGGAUCUCAGACACUUUUGUGAAUCUAUUGGUGAAGUCACAGAAGUAAGGAUAAUGAAAGGAAAAGCAUCAAGUGAUACCAAGGGGUAUGCUUUUGUGACCUUCAGAUCAAAGGAGUUAGCUUCCAAGGCUAUUGAACAGCUGAACAAUACUGAGUUUAAGGGCAGGAAAAUAAAAUGUUCCACAUCUCAAGCAAAUCAUCGGUUGUUUCUUGGUAAUGUUCCCAGAGACUGGGAAGAGAAAGAUAUGAUGCAGGUUGUUAUGAAGAUUGGGCCUGGAGUAAUUUCUGUGGAAUUAUUGAAGGACCCACAAAACUCUAGCCGGAAUCGUGGAUUUGCUUUCAUCGAGUAUUAUAAUCAUGCUUGUGCAGAUUACUCAAGAAAAAAGAUGUCAAACCCGCAAUUUAAACUCGAUGAUAAUGCUCCAACAGUGAGCUGGGCUGACCCUAAAAAUGCGGGAUCUUCUGCUGCUUCUCAGGUUAAGGCAGUCUAUGUCAAGAACCUGCCACAUGAUAUCACUCAGGAUCGCUUAAGGCAGUUGUUUGAACGUCAUGGAAAAGUCACAAAAGUGGUCGUCCCACCUGCAAAAGCUGGCCAUGAAAGGAGUAGAUUUGCUUUUGUUCACUUUGCAGAAAGGUCAAGUGCCAUGAAGGCAUUGAAGAACACUGAGAAAUAUGAGAUUGAUGGCCAAGUUCUGGAGUGCUCCCUUGCAAAGCCUCAAGCAGAUCAGAAGUCUUCUGGAGGGUCAAAUUUACAAAAGUCUGUAUUACAUCCAACCUUCCCACCCCGUCUUGGUUAUGGUUUGGUUGGGGGUACCUAUGGUGCUCUAGGUGCAGGAUAUGGUGCUUCUUUUGCACAACCUAUGAUCUAUGGCAGGGGACCAACGCCUGCUGGAAUAUCAAUGAUGCCAAUGCUUUUGCCUGAUGGAAGGAUUGGAUAUGUCAUGCAACAACCUGGAAUGCAACCACAAACUCCUCCAUCACAGCCUAGGGCUGGCAGGGGUGGCAGUGCUGGUAGCUCAAGUGGUGGAAGACGUAGUAAUGAGAAUAACCGUGGCCGCCGGUAUAACCCAUACUAAUUCGAUUGCCUUUUAGUACAUCCAACCUCCUGGAAUGAGGAAAAUGUUUCCUCUUGACAUAAAUUGAUUUGACGAUUGAAUAAACGCUUUCUCUGGUCCAAGAGGCAGAAAAGCUUUCUGCAUAUUUAAGAACCCAGUGAGCAGCAGUCAAGUGAAAAAUAGUAAAUGAGAGAGAGUGCAGAUGUGCUUGCUGCCCGAUUGCUCUCGAUCAUCUUAACCGUUUGCUUGUUGCUUUCAGGCCAGGGCUUAUUGGAUGGUAGUCUGUGAAGGUUAAAUGAAGCAUGUAAAACUGACUUAACUUAUGUGCCAAAAAGAAACAGUUAAAUGAGAAAUAAUUUUCUUAGUAUUA
Molecule: messenger RNA, 2372 nt
Organism: Ricinus communis (castor bean)
Lineage: Eukaryota; Viridiplantae; Streptophyta; Magnoliopsida; Malpighiales; Euphorbiaceae
Product: heterogeneous nuclear ribonucleoprotein Q
Exons: 9
Coding region: 578-2023 (481 amino acids)
Cellular component (GO): nucleus
Molecular function (GO): mRNA binding
Source: RefSeq, a predicted model, not a curated record